Molecule: messenger RNA, 2112 nt
Organism: Tupaia belangeri chinensis (Chinese tree shrew)
Lineage: Eukaryota; Metazoa; Chordata; Mammalia; Scandentia; Tupaiidae
Gene: KLF10
Product: KLF transcription factor 10
Exons: 4
Coding region: 119-1555 (478 amino acids)
Biological process (GO): regulation of transcription by RNA polymerase II
Molecular function (GO): RNA polymerase II cis-regulatory region sequence-specific DNA binding; DNA-binding transcription factor activity, RNA polymerase II-specific
Source: RefSeq, a predicted model, not a curated record
GGCGCGGAGCGCGACGGCGGCGGGAGUGGCGUCGAGUGUCUCCGGGCGCCCGUCUGUGACCAGGCAUCCAGCAGUGUAGCAGCCAGUCAGCUCGCUGCCCACUGCCAGGUAGCCAACCAUGCUCAACUUCGGCGCUUCUCUCCAGCAGGCUGCGGAGGAAAGAAUGGAAAUGAUUUCUGAAAGGUCUAAAGAGAAUAUGUAUUCCUGGAACAAAGCUGCAGAGAAAAGUGAUUUUGAAGCUGUAGAGGCACUUAUAUCAAUGAGCUGCAGUUGGAAGUCUGAUUUUAAAAAGUACAUUGAAAACAGACCCGUUACUCCAGUGUCUGAUAUGUCAGAGGAAGAGAAUCUGCUUCCAGGGACACCUGAUUUUCAUACAAUCCCUGCAUUUUGCUUGACUCCCCCGUACAGCCCCUCUGACUUUGAACCCUCUCAAGUGUCAAACCUGAUGGCAGCAGCGCCACCUACUGGACACUUCAAAUCAUUCUCAGAUAUUACCAAGCCUCACCUUGCUGCACCUUUCAAAGAGGAAGAAAAGAGCCCAGUAUCUGCUCCCAAACUCCCCAAGGCUCAGGCAACCAGUGUGAUACGCCAUACAGCUGAUGCCCAGCUGUGUAACCACCGGUCCUGCCCAGUGAACGCAGCCAGCACCAACUAUCAAGACAAUUCUUUUCGAAGAACACACCUAAAUGUUGAGGCUGCCAGAAAAAACAUACCAUGUGCUGCUGUGUCACCAAACAGAUCCAGUCGCGAGCAGAACACAGUGGCAGAUGUUGAGGAGAAAGCAGGGGCUGGACUUUAUGACUUUCCUGUGCCUUCCUCAGAGACAGUCAUCUGUCAGUCUCAGCCAGCCCCUGUGUCCCCACAGCAGAAGUCAGUGUUGGUCUCUCCACCUGCUGUGUCCCCAGGGAAAGUGCCACCCAUGCCCGUCAUCUGCCAGAUGGUUCCUCUUCCUGCUAACAACCCUGUUGUGACCACAGUUGUUCCCAGUACUCCACCCAGCCAGCCACCAGCCGUCUGCCCACCUGUUGUGUUCAUGGGCACUCAGGUGCCCAAAGGUGCUGUCAUGUUUGUCGUACCCCAGCCGGUCGUGCAGAGCCCAAAGCCUCCAGUGGUGAGCCCAAACGGCACCAGACUCUCUCCCAUUGCUCCCGCUCCUGGAUUUUCUCCCUCGGCAGCAAAAACCACUCCUCAGAUUGACUCAUCGAGGAUAAGAAGUCACAUCUGUAGCCACCCAGGGUGUGGGAAGACGUACUUUAAGAGUUCUCAUUUGAAGGCCCACAUGAGAACACAUACAGGAGAAAAGCCCUUCAGCUGUAGCUGGAAAGGUUGUGAAAGGAGGUUCGCCCGUUCUGAUGAACUGUCCAGACACCGGCGAACCCACACAGGUGAGAAGAAGUUUGCUUGUCCCAUGUGUGACCGGCGGUUCAUGAGGAGCGACCAUUUGACCAAGCACGCCCGGCGCCAUCUAUCGGCCAAGAAGCUACCAAACUGGCAAAUGGAAGUGAGCAAGUUAAACGAUAUCGCUCUACCCCCAGCUGCUGCUCCCACGCAGUGACAGAGCGGGGGAGAGUCAGAGCUAACUUUGGUUGCAGCCAGGAGCCAGCGGUGACGUGAACGUGCUUCCACUGCAAGUCUGUGGUCCUCCAGUGCGGGCUGAAAACAGAAGCCCCAGCCUGAGGUGAAGGCCCAGCCCGGGCUAAAUGACAAGAAGUGCUUCGGCCACAGGCAGGUCACAGAAUGGCAGGUUUCAUUUCUUAUCACAUAAGAGAGAUGAGAACACUUUUAUUCCUUUGAAUAUAUUUUGAAGGUUUCAGAUGAGGUCAACACAGGUAGCACCAAUUUUGAAUUUGUGUGCAUAUUUGUUACUUUACUUUUGCUGUUUAAACUUGAGACCAGCUUCCAAUGUGAUGCUUCUAAAACACUGGUUUCAAGAACGUGGAAACGAACAUUACGGUACAGAGAUGGAAAUGUAAAAAUCACUUUGUAUUAUGACAAAUAUUGUCACCUUUUCCUAGAGUUAUCUUGUUUACUCUUCCUCGUCUUUCCAGUCAGCUUGGUGGAAGUAGUUAAAUAGAUCUAGAACUAUCAUUUUCACACUAUUGUCGACACUUG